AUGGCGUCCGAGCGGAACGCGGUUUACUGCACGCUCCUGCUGAGCGAUACCUACCUGCCAGGUAAGCAAUUGGUGUCGAGUCGUCUAUUUUGGUGUUGGCGUGUUGAUCUAAUGGUCGAACCCCGUUUAGGUGCCAUGGUCCUGGCGCAUUCCUUGCGCGACAAUGGCACAAGAGCGAAGUUGAUCGUCCUCUACACACCGGACCAAUUACAACAAGCGACCAUUAAUGAGCUAAGGACCGUCUACGAUGAAAUGAUCCCAGUAUCCUCACUCGUAAAUGGCACGCCCGCAAACCUCUGGCUCAUGGACCGUCCGGACCUCAUCGCGACUUUCACCAAAAUCGAGCUCUGGCGCCUCACCCAAUUCUCGCGAAUUGUCUACAUUGACUGCGACGUUGUGGCUCUCCGCGCGCCGGACGAACUGCUUUCGCUGGAGGCAGACUUCGCCGCCGCACCUGAUGUUGGCUGGCCGGACUGCUUUAACAGCGGGCUGAUGGCGCUGCGGCCUAACCUGCAGGACUACUAUGCGCUGAAGGCGCUCGCGGAACGGGGCAUUAGUUUCGACGGCGCGGACCAGGGCCUGCUGAACAUGCAUUUCCGGGACUGGCAUAGGCUGAGCUUCACGUAUAAUUGUACGCCGAGUGCAAACUACCAGUACAUCCCUGCAUACAAGCAUUUCGAGAGUACUAUCAGCCUGAUUCAUUUUAUCGGGGCGCAGAAGCCUUGGAAUUUGCCGAGGCAGGUGGUUCCACUACAGUCGCCGUACAAUCAGCUGUUGGGACGAUGGUGGUCGGUUUAUGAUAAGCAUUAUCGGCCGCCGUUUGUGUCUACUUCCCGGCUAGCGACUGGCGUACCGCUUCCAGUACAAGACACAUCCAUCCCGCAAGGUGCAAGCUAUUCGUCGGGUACAGAUCACUUCGGAGGGCAACCUGGAGAGGCCCAUGGCGGAAAAUGGCCAGAGCAUCAACACGUUCAAUUCACAGAAGCAGGCUCUGCAAGCUUCCCUGGUGGCGUAGCCCAAGUCCAUCAAGACGUGUCAGCUCCCGGAUCGGUCGACCAACAGAUGCAACAUCUUCCCGCCCGGGAACAUUUUGAACCCCAUCCAGACACUCAACACGCUCAUCAUGCAGGCCACGAUAUCACCACAUCAGCGGGAAUGGCGAUACUGAGUGCAGUGCCGCAGUAUGUGCGCGGAGAAGAGCAGGUUUCGACAUACAUUCCACCAUUACCUCAUGCUCGAAUCCCAGCUUUCCAGAUCCAGAGAGAUCAACACAGCUAUCACCAAGAGCCCCAGACUCAUCAAGAGCAUCAUUCGCAAUCUCAAAGCUCUGAACCUGAUAUUCAUCAUCCUCAGCCGGUGGCACCCCUGCCACCUGCGGAUGAGCUGCACCAAGCCCCUCCUCCACUGGAGCCAGAGGUCCCAACCUUUGAAGCACCAAAGGCAGAAUGGGAUGCCUCACGAGAGCCACCACCGUUGAAUACCAAACCAGAAGGAGUCAACCUCCAACAAAAAACAUACACCAUGUCCGAAGACACUAGUUUGUUCCAACCGCCUCCAUCUUACCCUGAAGCACCGAAAAACAUGUACUACCAAGUCCCCUCGACAAAGCCAGCGUCACAACAGCUCAACCAGAUAUUCCCCUGGGAGAGCCACGCACCCAAACCCACCCGUAUUUUUGCACAAGAGCAACCUAUUCCUCUAGCCUCACCGCCUGAACCAACUAUACCACUCCAGGCCAGCGACUUGCCACCUUUACCCGAGACCUCACCACUCCGAGCGCCCUACGAGCCCUCCGCCGAGACUUUCGAAUCAUACACGCGCUCCAACGCCUGGGACGAAGAUCCCGACAUCCAACGCUACAUUGAGUCGAUCCAACAAACGCGGCGUGCCCGCACACAAGUUAUAUCCGGCUCCAGCCAACCAAGCACAAGCACGCGGUCUAGCCAAGACCUAUCAGGCUCAUCUACAACAACCCUUACUGGCCCUGUAUCCGGUCACCGGCCCAGCAUCAUCCUAACCGACUUCCCCACGGAAGUCGAGCGCCCCAGUCUCCCCGUGACUCCAGCGCCGAUCCAGCGCAACUGGGGUAGCGGCGGCGGCGAGGAGGACCACGAGAACGAUGCCUCUGGCACAGCCGCCCUCCCCGCUGCUGAGGGUGUGCCGAGCCAGGAGGACUGGGUGGGUGUCACGUUCUCCGAGCAACAUACUUAUUGUGGCGGUCUACAGAAUCCCCUGGCCAGCCUGGAAGAGCUGCACCGACGGCAGUCCGAGGUUUUGGAGCAUCCCGAGCGUUUGGAUGAGCGUCUUGCUGCGUUUGCAGGCGAGUCGGAGUCUCCGUGA
Messenger RNA from Penicillium canariense, 2340 nucleotides. RefSeq lists its product as uncharacterized. Gene Ontology annotation, cellular component: cytoplasm. The transcript has 6 exons. Bases 1 to 2340 code for a protein of 779 amino acids. The record is from RefSeq and is a predicted model, not a curated record. NCBI's taxonomy places the organism in Eukaryota, Fungi, Ascomycota, Eurotiomycetes, Eurotiales, Aspergillaceae. Gene Ontology annotation, molecular function: glycosyltransferase activity.